GUUGCCACAACACUAGAAGGGGCACUUCAAUGGCGGGAGCUACAGGAAGAACCCUCUUCAUCCUCUCAUUCUCUUCUUCCUUAACACGCUUCUCUCUAUCUCAUUAUCAUGUCAAGCGCUUCCCUUUUCUCACACUCUCAAAACCCAUCACGCUUUUGCCACGGUUUAGGCCUCUUUGUUCCAUAACCGCCGCACCAGAAACCAUGGACCCUGACCAGAUGAAGCACUCCAUGCUCCUCGAGAGGCUCAGAAUCAGGCACCUUAAGGAAAGUGCCAAAACCCCAGAAGCCAAUAACCCCUCAAAGAAGCGUGCUGCUUCUGCUGUUGAGGCUGAGAAUGAAAUGAUGAAGAAGAAUAAGGUUGUUGGGAGUUUUGAGGAAUUAGGACUCAGUGAUGAGGUUAUGGGGGCUGUUAGAGAAAUGUGUAUUGAAGUUCCCACUGAGAUUCAGUGUAUUGGUGUCCCUGCUGUGUUGGAAGAGAAGAGUGUGGUUUUAGGGUCUCAUACUGGUUCUGGCAAGACCCUUGCUUACUUGCUUCCUCUUGUUCAGUUGCUAAGACGGGAUGAACAAUUGAGUGGAAUACUGUUGAAGGCCAGGCGUCCCCGAGCUGUUGUGUUAUGCCCUACAAGGGAGUUGUGUGAGCAGGUUUUCCGAGUUGCAAAAUCGAUAAGCCAUCAUGCACGAUUCAAGUGUACCAUGGUGAGUGGUGGUGGCCGUCUUAGACCUCAGGAGGAUUCACUUAAUAACCCCGUCGAUGUGGUAGUUGGUACCCCUGGAAGGAUUCUUCAACAUAUCGAGGAGGGAAAUAUGGUAUAUGGUGGCAUCAAAUACUUGGUUCUUGAUGAGGCAGACACAAUGUUUGAUCGGGGAUUUGGUCCUGAUAUACGCAAAUUUCUGGGUCCAUUAAAACAUCGUGCUUCAAAAUCUGAUUGCCUAGGUUUUCAGACUAUCUUGGUAACUGCAACCAUGACAAAGGCUGUGCAAAAGCUGAUCGAUGAGGAGUUUCAAGGCAUUGUACAUUUGCGCACAUCUACGUUGCAUAAAAAGAUUUCUUCUGCGCGUCAUGAUUUUAUUAAACUUUCAGGUUCUGAGAACAAACUGGAAGCAUUACUUCAGGUUCUGGAGCCAAGCCUGGCAAAGGGGAACAGGGUGAUGGUUUUCUGCAAUACAUUGAAUUCGAGCCGUGCUGUGGAUCACUAUCUUGGUGAAAAUCAGAUUUCUACUGUUAACUACCAUGGGGAGGUACCAGCAGAGCAAAGGGUUGAAAACCUCAGAAAGUUUAAGAGUGACGGUGAAGAUUGCCCUACAUUGGUUUGCACAGACUUGGCAGCUAGGGGUCUGGACAUGGAUGUAGAUCAUGUUGUCAUGUUUGACUUUCCCCUGAAUUCUAUUGACUACCUUCACCGCACUGGUAGAACUGCUCGUAUGGGUGCAAAAGGGAAAGUAACAAGUUUGGUUGCUAAAAAGGACUUGAUGUUGGCCACCAAAAUUGAGGAAGCAUUAAGGAAGAAUGAGAGUUUGGAGGCUAUCACUAAAGAAAGUGUCCGAAGGGACAUUGCCAGGACCCAAAUUACUGGGCCAGGGGGAAACAACAAAAAGUUUGUAAAAGUUUCACAAGUUAAGGACAAAUCUGGUGGCCGCGCAAGUGCUAGAAAUAGCGGGUCAGAUAACAAAUAUGUUAAAGGAUCACCAUCAGCAAAAGUUAAAGACAAGUCUGGUGGCCGCACAAGUGCUAGAAAUAGCGGGUCAGGUACCAAAUAUGUUAAAGGAUCACCAUCAGCAAAAUCUAUGAAGAAAGGGAUUAACGUUUCAAAAUCCAUAAAAUCUUCCAGUGCAAGUAGCUUGAGAAAAGAUUCUUCAGAGAAUAAGCAAACUGGUAAAAGGGGUGCCACCAAAUCCACAAAUUCUAAACUCAGUGUUGUGGGGUUUAGGGGGCGGAAUUCAUCAUCAGACAAGAAGCAAUCGUCUUUGUGAAGUGGAUUGGGAUCAUAUUGUCCCCAUUAGUAAGUAAUUGGCUCUUGGUUUUGUAUUAGAUAAGAAUUUUUCUGUAGUUUGAUGGUAUAAUAGUUUACAUGGUUUUUUGCCAUAAAUUAUAGUGAAUAAUCCAAGAUAAUUUUUUUACGAAAAAGGUGCUUUCAAACUAAAGAUCCAUGCUUAUCUUUCCAAAAUUAAAGGACAUUACUUAUAUUAAAGAUUACAAGAGUUUCAUAUGGAUACAAAAGAGACAUACUUGACAAGAUUGGAAGGCAAAGUCUUGAUUGAAGUUUGUAUGUAUGCAGCAAUCUAUUCUCACUAAUGAACGCAGGUGAACAAAUCUUCUCAUGUCUUAUCUUAAUAUGAUCAUAUCAUAUGAUAAAAUUCAGCCAUUCGUUGAUAAAUCAACCUUCAUGAUUUUAAUGACCAUGUUUGUAAAACAAAAAGAAGAAAUGAUCAUUUAAUUGUUAACAAUUGAUAAAUUAAUGACUAAUUUUUCACAUGACAUAGAUAGAACUCUAGCUUAGUUCUGCUUCUGCAAAUU
Molecule: messenger RNA, 2517 nt
Organism: Gastrolobium bilobum
Lineage: Eukaryota; Viridiplantae; Streptophyta; Magnoliopsida; Fabales; Fabaceae
Product: DEAD-box ATP-dependent RNA helicase 39
Exons: 9
Coding region: 30-1973 (647 amino acids)
Molecular function (GO): nucleic acid binding; ATP binding; RNA helicase activity
Source: RefSeq, a predicted model, not a curated record